This is a messenger RNA of Polypterus senegalus (gray bichir), 676 nucleotides long. RefSeq lists its product as uncharacterized. Gene Ontology annotation, biological process: DNA integration. Bases 77 to 676 code for a protein of 199 amino acids. The transcript has a single exon. The record is from RefSeq and is a predicted model, not a curated record. Lineage: Eukaryota; Metazoa; Chordata; Cladistia; Polypteriformes; Polypteridae. Gene Ontology annotation, molecular function: nucleic acid binding.
AAGAACUAUUGUACCCACUAAACUAAGACACAGAGUAUUAAAAGAGCUUCACAAGGGACAUCUAGGUGUGGUGAAAAUGAAGGCACUUGCCAGAAGUUUUGUGUGGUGGCCAGGCAUUGAUGAAGACAUCGAGAAAAUAGCGCAGCAAUGUAGUGGCUGCCAGAUGGUUCAGAAUGAUCCAGAACGUGCACCACUUCAUCCAUGGGAAUGGCCUACAUUACCAUGGCAGCGGCUUCAUAUCGACUUUGCAGGACCAUUCAUGGGGACAACUUUCCUGGUGGUAGUCGACGCAUGCUCUAAAUGGCCAGAGGUUUUCAUUAUGAGCUCCACCACUACUUCUCACACUAUUGAAGUACUAAGGAAUUUAUUUGCUAGAACUGGAGUUCCACAACAACUGGUGAGUGACAACGGACCCCAGUUCACAGCAACAGAUUUUCAGAUUUUCCUCCACAAAAAUGGCAUACGGCACAUUACAUCUGCCCCAUGGCAUCCAGCCACAAAUGGCCAGGCAGAGAGGUUUGUGCAAAGUUUGAAACGAGCCCUUCGAGCAAUGACAAAUGAGAAGCUGACCCUUCAGCAAAAAUUGGCCAACUUCUUAUUUGCAUAUCGAAUUCCAUCCAUGCUACAACUAACCAGACUCCAGCUAUGUUGUUCUUUGGCGUCCUCUUCGCUCUAG